UCCGCCGUUCAUUCAUACUCGUGUGAGCCAUCGUCCUGGUCUAAUCGUUUGCUGUUCGCGGGAAGUUGCGUCCGUUCGUUCGUUCAACUGCUGAAACCCGGGUUGGUUGUGUGGAAUUGAAGUAAGUUUUUUUUUCUGCUGUGAGGGGUACCGCGGAUUUGCCCCAACUGGUCGAAGAAAGGGAGUUUUCCUCCUCGGCGCAGUUCAAAUUAAGGCUGGCUAGAGAAAAAUAGCUGAAGGAAAAAAAAGUCGGGUGUUGGGUUGGAGUUUUGCUUCCAGUGUUGGUGAUUUUUUCGAGUGUUUUUUGGUCAAGUGAAUAGUGCACGGUGUGAUUUUCCUGCUGGAAAACUGAAAAGGGGUUAGAGAACACUUCGUCUAACUUCUCCAACUCGCUGAUAAAAGGAAGAGGUAAGAACAAGAGUCUCUCGUGUGGGAGUGAAGGCAGAGGAACGCGAAGAGAAUCAGAAUUUUCGCAUCUUCUCAAGAAGUGGGGAGCGUAAGAGAACGCAGAACAAGAGUGUGAGGAAGUCGAGAGUUUUUAUCAGCUGCAAACCUUUUCAGCCCGUUACUGGAGAGCCGAUUCGGAGGAGUGCUUCCUGAAUUUUUCGAUCCAGAAAAAAAUAAACCAGUUUCACCGCCGCGGAAGAGGAAGGAAAUAUCUCUGAAAAAGAUGAACCUUCUAGUGAUAUCAUUCCUGGCGUUGGCCUCGCUAUCCAGCUUACCGGUGCCCGCAAUCGGAACACCGGCUGCCGCUGACGUUUCGGACCCCAAAAAAUCGGUGGCCGCAGCCGAGGCCGCCCAACCCGUCAACGACAACCUACUGAAGGAGAUCUGGCAGGAAGACGACCGGGAGGUGCUAAUCCGAAACGAGCGGGGCACCAAAAAUGGAGGCGCCGGAUCCUCGGCUGGUAAGAAAGACCGCAAAAAGAACGACAAAAAAGAAAAUUCCAAAUCACAAUCACAACCAUCAUCAUCAUCAUCAUCAUCACCUUCCUCGGAUUCCCUCCAGAAACUCAAACACCAGAACACAAAAUCCAAAUCCGAUAGACAACAACAACAGCAGGGACAGAACUCCCAGUGCCGCUACACCAAGGGCCCCUGGACCGAAUGCGACAACAAGAGUAACACCCGCUCCCGGACUCUCACGCUAAAGAAGGGCGAACAAUCCUGCGUCCCAACCCGCACCAUCCAGAAGAAGUGCAAAAAGGCCUGCCGCUACGAUAAGGGAGCCUGGUCCGAGUGCGGCCCAACCGGCCAGAUGUCCCGCUCCGAUAGCCUGAAGUCGAGCAGCGACGCCACCUGUCAGCCGACGCGAGUGGUCAACAAGAACUGCAAUCAAGGCAAAUCGAAAGACAAACAAAACAAACCAGCCAAGGCCGAGAAGAAGGAGAAAGGUCUCCGCAAAAACCGUCAGUAAGCUGACACAUCAUCAGCGCGUUUCUUCUUAUUUCGAUAAGUCAUCAUCGCCAUCAUUUAAAGCAAACAUAAACACGACGACAGUGGAAGAAAGUAAGAAAGCAAGAAAAAUGAAAUUUUAAUCGCUCAAUCAACACUGCAACAGAGAACACAAAAAAAAACAAACGCAUCGUCAGUCACCCAAAACCACAUCAGCAAUUUGAUCAAAUUCAAUCCAGAGUACGAGACUAUCCUGCUAUUAUUCUACUACUUCUAACUGAUAAAUGCAAAGAAAAGUAUUUAAAUGGACGAUUCCAAGCUAAGCCAACUUAAGUGAACAACAAUGAAAAGAAGCUAUUAAAAAAAAGUUCAUAGUAAGCAAGCCAAGAGGACUAGAAAAAAAGCAAAUCAUUGUAAUCAUCAUUCAUUCGCACACAAAUUUACACUUAAUGAUACAGACGCAAACAUAUUAUUCGAAACAUUCACUCACAUCUCGAGUGCAAGUGACAUCGCAACAAAUCACGUUCAUAGAAUUCGUUUUAACCGAAAAAAAACUGCAGAGAGAAAUGUCAUUUGUAAUAUAAGUAAACUUAAACACUGUUUGAUAAGUUAGCCAAAAAAAGCGACGUAACUGACAAAACAAAACAUCCGGAAAAAAGUAAAAACCUACGUGUUAAAUACCAUUAAUUGUAGCUAUUGCAAAAUAAAAACAGAACAGAAAAUCAGAAACGCAAGCAAGCAAGGAAGAGGAGCGUGUUCAGAGCAAAUAACGUGGAAUGCGUUCACAGACAUAAAAUGCAACCAUCAAAAUCAAAACUAAUCUUACGCAGAAAUGGGAAGGAAAUGGACAUAAAAAUAAUAAUAAAAUCCUAUCCGGGCGCCAAUUAACGGAUCGAAAAGAGGGCAGUAAAAACUGCCGGCCGACAUCGUAAAACUCGAUUGAGCGGGAUGUGUUUUCGUCCCUUGCUGCAAACUUUUCUGAACGCAAGCCAAACGACUAUUCUUCCACAAAAGAGAAGUAAGACAAAAAAAAAACCCGGACACAGACACACACACUCAUACGAACGUUGAAGGCACGUUGUAGCGAAAAGAGCGACAAACGCAAAACAAAACUGUAAAACUAUUUCUUGAAUUGAUUCCAUUACCUAAUUAGAGUAGAUGAAUGCAGCAGCAGCAGCCACUUUCUGAGCCAAGUUAUAGUGAAAUUGUAAAAGUUUACUAAAUAGAAAUGUGUCUAAACCCCGCACCAAUUCUAUCCACACUCUUACAGAAAAAGACCCACGAAUAAACAAACAAACAGAACACACACACGAGCAACCCAAAUCCUUUCAAAUAUAGAGCAAGUUUCGUAGAGGACGAAUCGAUUUGUAAACCUGAUUAAAAUGCAAAAAAAAACAAAACGAAACCUUUAUGUGGACAUCCCUUAAUUUUCCUUCAUUUGUUUCGUUGCUUCCCGAAUCUCCAGAAUUCUAAAAUCAAAAAUAUAAAACAAUGAUGUAGUUGUAAAAUCAAAACAAAAAUAAGAAUAAACUCGUUUUACGUCCGUUCGUAACGAAGAAGAUGAAAAAACAGAGAAGUAAAUAAAAAAAAGUGGUAACUGACAGUUCUUGUAUGUUUGAUGUUCGACGUUGAAGGUCAUUAUUUCGUGAUGUGGAGAUACAGAUAAAAAAAACCUAAAUUGGCAAACCCAAAACCGCAGAGAGUAAGUUUAAAAAUUCUCCGUGUAGAAUAAUGAUAAAAAAGUCCCUUAAAACAAUAGACCCAUUCGCUGCAAAUCUCGCUUUAUAAAACACUUAAGAUGCACCCGAGCAAUGUUUAGAUAAAAAAAAAACAAUGCAAACCCCCUUACAAUUGGAAAUAGAAUAAAAAUCUCAGAAAAGGCACGCAAAAACCAGAAGAAAAAUGAAUGAAACUGGCCCAAGAAGCAAACAAAAAGGGAGAGACGAAGCUAAAUGAACAGGCAAAAAUUAAAAACACAUCUAGAUAAAUAUUUAUAAAAAGGAAAAGCGAUGAAGCAGACGAAGAAAAAAACACAUAUACACACAUAUUCUAAGUAUUAUUAAAGAAAAAAAUAUUAUUGUAAAAAUUGCCACCCACUUCUGCGUGCAAUAGAAAAGUAAAUGACAGCAAAGUUAUGCCGAAACAGCUAAACAGCAGUAAAACCGAAAAACAAAAACAAUGGGAUGCCGCACAAUUCGAUAACACGCAAAAACCAAUAGAAGGAAGAAAAAUUAAACAAAAAAAAACCUUAAAAACGAUACCAUCUUCGGUUUACUUUCUUCACGAUUCACAUGUGUUAAACGAAGAAAAAAAAACCAAUAAACAAUAGUGGUGCACCCGAAAACAAAUGUGUCAAAUUUACCUACUUUUUGAUUUCACCAAUUAAGAUCUCUCUCAGAGAGAAUAUUUUCAAAACAAAAAAAAUCUCCUUGCUUGGUUUGUCUGAAGAAAACAAAACACACAAAAUGCUACAAUUAAGUUCGGGUUAACGUUUUUUUUACGUUUUGUCUUCCCUUUCCGGUAUGGGAACACUGUCAAAAAAAAGAAAGAAACACUUAUGACACAAGAAUGCCGUACAUACAUAUGUAGUGUGAGGCAGUGUUGCCAUCCUUACACCUUCCUCCGUGUUCCGUGUUUGAUUUGGGCUCAUUAAAAACAAAACAUAUACAAUAACUGUAGAUUUAAAAUAUCAAAUUUCUUAAUAAAACAUAUUCUUUUGUGAUAUGUUGUAA
Messenger RNA from Uranotaenia lowii, 4127 nucleotides. RefSeq names its product protein FAM133-like. The transcript has 6 exons. The record is from RefSeq and is a predicted model, not a curated record. Gene Ontology annotation, molecular function: growth factor activity; heparin binding. Gene Ontology annotation, cellular component: extracellular region. Bases 671 to 1417 code for a protein of 248 amino acids. Gene Ontology annotation, biological process: mesoderm morphogenesis. NCBI's taxonomy places the organism in Eukaryota, Metazoa, Arthropoda, Insecta, Diptera, Culicidae.